AUCCUCCCAGCGCUGUGUAGGCGUGGGCAAGCAUCACUCCUCCUCCUCCGCCACCAUUGUGCUCAAUCGUCCUUUGAGCUCGCGUCUUCUAUCGGCGAUCUUAUUAUUUUGUUUAAAUCCCCAGUAAACUGAAUGGUUAGCAGUGCCCUCGAGGAUGGCAAGGAGAGCGAGCAAGAACUGGGGAGACCAGGAGAUCAAAGGCUUGUUGGCCAUUUGGAAAGACAGGUCCAUCCAGGAUCAGCUGGCCGGGACAGUCAGGAAUAAAGACGUGUUCGUGAGGAUCUCCAACAACCUGGAGGAACUGGGGGUCAAACGCGACUGGAAGCAAUGCCGUGCCAAAGUGAAGAACCUGAAAUACGAAUACAGGAUCAUGGUGAAUCAGAGGAGAUCUGGGAGGAGGUGCAAGUCCAUGCGUUUCUACAAUGAGAUUGAUGCGGUGUUGGGUUGCCGAAGUCUCCAGGCCGAGAGGACACAGGACAGGACCUUUCUCAAUGUGGUGGUCAAAGAGGAAGAGGGGGAAGAGAAAUUACAGAAGGCAGCACCUCAGACAUCGUCCGCCACCGAGAACAUUGCAGUUUGCUGUGCCCCACCUGCCGCCACCAUCAGCAGGAAUGAGGAAGAGGAUGAAGUUCAGCCUGAACCACAGUCUGCAGCAGGUGGUGUUACAGCAGAAACAGAAGCUCUGGCGGAAGAGGAAAAGAUUAGCACAAGCACGGAGGACGCUGGCACUACUAGCAGGAAGAGGACGUCACCUGAGAAGGAUUGCUCGGUGCCAAAAAAGAGGAUGAAGGUGAAGCACGGAACCAUGUUUCAGAGACACGUUGGGACCAUCAUCAACACCUUCAUGGACUAUCAGACGAAGGCUGAGGAGAGGUUCUACAAAUGGGAAGAGGAGCGACGACGGGAGGAGCGAGAGCAUGAGCUGCGGAUUAUCCAAUUGUUGCUGGAUCACUCCAGGUCCUCGAUGAUUCAGACGCCUCAGACUCCAGAUUAUCUGCGAUCACUGCACAACCACAACACCCACAUAUUCACACCUUCUCCCUCAAACAAUUAAUAUUUGUUUUCUAUUUAUUAGCCCAUGGUUUGUGGGUGAUCUGCACUGUUUGCCCUAUUUUGACCAGGAGUGGUUAAGAUGCAGUUUUUACUUCCAUGGGAUCCAAGGUUAAAGACGUGGAGUGGAUAGAGAUCAGGUCAACCUGAAGAUGUGGUCCCAUGGUAAAUUACUAUUAACCAACACUCACUAAAUGUCCAUCCAGGUACACUCACUGAGCUCAUCUGUCUUUGAGUGUGUCAACAAACCUAGCUAGACCAGGGAGCAGGAAUCCAAACUAUGGAUGAUUCUCCAGGUCACUGUUCUAUCUAAAAGAACACUUUGGGGGGCAGGGGAAGGAGGUGAAAAUUGGCCACAGAUGAAAGAAGCCCCCUGCUAACUGAAGAUCCUGCUGACAUUUGCUGCUCAUGAUCGUACACAAACGAUUGCACUGGGUACCAGGAAGCUACAAUUGUUUUCAGAACACUUUCUGGUACAAACUGUGCAGUCGAGAGAGGAAAGAAAUUUUAAUUGUAAAAGCCAACAGUGGCGGUCAAAAGCAUUUAUAUUUAAAAAAAAAAAAGGAUUGGUAACAACCAUAAAGCCUCCCUUGAAAUAUUUAUGUCUUUUCAGUUGCCUUUACACUGCCACAGUU
Amblyraja radiata (thorny skate) is the source of this 1685-nucleotide messenger RNA. Its product is annotated as myb/SANT-like DNA-binding domain-containing protein 1. The transcript has 4 exons. The record is from RefSeq and is a predicted model, not a curated record. Bases 155 to 1054 code for a protein of 299 amino acids. NCBI's taxonomy places the organism in Eukaryota, Metazoa, Chordata, Chondrichthyes, Rajiformes, Rajidae.